CAAGGCUUCCUUGACCCAUUGAAUCAUUUGGAGCGACUCCUCUUUCUUAUUGUUCCCUCCUUUUUUUCAUUAGCCACCAUGGGCAUGAUAUGGUCCAAGCAAAAGACGGACCCCAAUGAUUACGAACGAAUUUUGUCCGAACUCGAUAGUAAAAUCCAAGAAGCCGAGGUCAGACUAACUGACAUCAAGAUCCGUCAACGACGCACAGGCGUAUUAUGGGUUAUCUACAGCACAAUUGUCUGGGUUGUGUAUCUCGGAUAUUGUCUCUUGACAUUGCAUGGGCAAGACGUGAAUAUCCACACUUUUUUAACAGCGCUACCAGCCUUCCUUUUUCCUAUUUGCAUUUAUUACACUCGAAAGUUACUUGGCUGGUUCUACAGCCGAAAGCAGACUUCCGAGGAAGCGCUUCUUACUGCACUACGAGCGGAACAGAAAUUAAAAGUGGAAGAGUUGAAAAAGAAAACGUCAUAUUACUCGACGCAGUCAUUGCUCGAUCGAUACGAUGAAGCAGCGCAGAAGAAGAAACGGGAACAAGAGAGACUCAUGCAACUACAAAAACAACAGCAACAGCAACAACAGCAACACUUUGCUCAGAAAAAGCCAGUAUCAAUGCCUGCUCCGCGGACUGGACCAGCGCCACAAGGAGGUAGUUCAUCCGCCGGUCCAAUGUCGGGAAUUGCCAACAAGGGGCCGAGUGGAAAUCCCGGUUUUGUGAUGAUGCCACCACCUCCCCCGCCUCGAGCACCUCAAUGGUACGAUAAAAUUGUGGAUGCCUUGGUGGGUGAUGAUGGACCAGAAACCAAAUAUGCAUUAAUUUGCAACCAUUGUUUUACGCACAAUGGGCUUGUUUUGCCGAAUGAAAUCGAUACUAUACAAUACGUUUGUCCUCAUUGUAAACACUUCAAUCCUUCGCGCAAAUCUCGGCAGCUGCACCCCGAUGGACCUGUCAUUCCUCCCCAAACGCCUACACCCGCGAUAUCUCCGUCUCCAACUUCGGCUCAGUUACCUCAACAUGACACCGACGAAACAGUCGGUCGUAAUCAAUCACCUGAUGCAGCAAACAGUGCAGAAGGGACCGAGACUCCCGAUGAAGUUAUCGCAAAGUACAAACAACAAAUCAUGGACGAGCAAGAUGAGUCGAUUGCCGAGCGUGUACGCCGUCGCCGCGUUCACAAGAAUGGAGAGGAGGGAGAUGAGUCAGAUAGUUAAUUGUUUCAAGAGAUCACUUGCAUAAAAUCCGUAUAGUCAGUAUAUCGAUCGGGCGUGUUGAUAAUUAUCACUCUUUAAAAACCGAUGCAAUUUGAAAUUCAAUAACAACAUACAUAACAUAACAAUUACA
Messenger RNA from Radiomyces spectabilis, 1339 nucleotides. RefSeq lists its product as uncharacterized. Gene Ontology annotation, cellular component: endoplasmic reticulum tubular network. Lineage: Eukaryota; Fungi; Mucoromycota; Mucoromycetes; Mucorales; Radiomycetaceae. The coding region runs from base 79 to 1209 and encodes 376 amino acids. The record is from RefSeq and is a predicted model, not a curated record. Gene Ontology annotation, biological process: endoplasmic reticulum tubular network organization. The transcript has 5 exons.